This is a messenger RNA of Apis cerana (Asiatic honeybee), 1470 nucleotides long. Its product is annotated as pancreatic lipase-related protein 2. Gene Ontology annotation, biological process: lipid catabolic process. NCBI's taxonomy places the organism in Eukaryota, Metazoa, Arthropoda, Insecta, Hymenoptera, Apidae. The record is from RefSeq and is a predicted model, not a curated record. Gene Ontology annotation, molecular function: serine hydrolase activity; lipase activity.
CUACAGAACUACAACUCUUUUAGUAUAAAAUGAAAGUUUCUGUUUUAUUAUUGCCAUUAUUACAUUUAUAUGUCUAUUUAAAAAUUAUUAUUUUCUUGUUUUCAAUACAAUAUCGUUUGAUAACUUUAUAUAAUUCAUUUCAUCAUAAUAUUAUAUAAUUUACAAUACUUGAUAUAGUAAGGUAUAACUGAUCUGAUAUUUAAUGCUGAAUUGUAUUCAAUGCUGGAAUUGCAUUUAAUACAAUCCCUAUUUAAAAAUAUUUAGAUCGCAAACGAACAACUUUUACUAUAUAUAUAUAAUAAAGAAAAAUAUUUUGUAUAGGCGACCAAGAAAUUUGAUUUUUUCUUCAAUAUGGUAAAGAAUCCUUUCUGUAUUUUCAUUGCAUGUCUCUAUUUUUCGUGGACAGUUUUUGCUUCAGAUUUGACUGAAAAUGUUUUUCUACGUUUAUAUAAAAGGAAUGGCUUAUAUAUUGAUGAAAAUAUAAGAAAUGCUAAUCUAUUGAUAUCUCAUAUGAAAAAGAAUAAUAAAAUAACAAUCUUUAUUAAUGGUUGGAAUGAAGAAAUAAAUUCUGAAGAUGUACAAUUAAUAACGAGUGCAUAUUUGGAGAAUACACAAGACAAUGUUCUUGCACUCGAUUAUCGAAAUGUUAGUAAAGAAUUUUAUAUAUUUGCCAUACAACACAUAUAUGAAGUUGGCAAAUCUGUAGCUGCCGCUUUGGACAAUAUGGUAGAAAAUGGCAUAAACUCGAAAAAUAUACAUAUAAUUGGACACUCACUGGGAUCUGAGCUUUCGGGGAUUAUUGGGCGCAACAUGAACUAUAAAAUUGGCAGGAUAACAGGCUUAGAUCCUGCCGGUCCUGGAUAUUACAUUCUCAAUACUCAUUUGAGUACUUCCGAUGCUGAAUUUGUCGAUGUUAUUCAUACUGAUAUGAGUAUUUUUGGUCUAGCUCUGAAAAUUGGUCAUGUAGAUUUCUUUCCUAAUUAUGGCCAUAGACCGCAGCCAGGUUGCAUGUUAUUAAAUGAUGAUUUUUGCAGUCAUCAUAGAUCCUAUAAAUUUUAUGCGGAAUCAGUUAAAAAUCAUAAUGCCUUUAUUGGGAAAUGUCAUUCAUUAAAUGAAUGCAAUGGCAUUGAAUAUAUUCCAAUGGGAUAUGUUACACCCAGCAAUGCAACUGGUAACUAUUAUCUCAUAACGAAUUCAAUGAGUCCUUUCGGCCGAGGUUUAGCAGGAGCAACUUUCAAUCCACUAAGAAUUAUCCCUGUAUUAUAAAUUGAUUAUAUUUAUUAUAAUUUAAUUAAAAAUUCUUUAAUUUCAAGUAUUUCUAAUUCUAUCUCAAUAUUCAUAUUGUAAAAUAAAUGAUUAUUUUAAUUAUUAUUAUCAAUGAUUAUUAAUAUAUGAUUAUAUAUUGAAAUUAAUAUAAUUAUAAUUUCAAUAUUUUAAUAUUGAAAAGAAAAAUAAAUAAUUAUAAAAUAA